Messenger RNA from Paramecium sonneborni, 504 nucleotides. NCBI's taxonomy places the organism in Eukaryota, Ciliophora, Oligohymenophorea, Peniculida, Parameciidae. The record is from the annotation of a GenBank genome assembly.
AUGCUACCAACUUAACCUAUAUUUCAAAACAAUAUACAAUUAAAUACUGAUAAGAAACUGAAACCAAAAAAAAAUAAAUAAGAAAGUGAGUACAAAAUCUUUGAAAAAAAGAGAAAGUAGCUUCAUGGAAUUUUUAUAGAAUUAUUUAAAUUAUUUGGAAAAUUUGCAAUUAAAAGGAAUAAUCUCACAAUUGAUGAAGCUGAGAAAUUCGGAUCAAGAUUCUAAAGUGUAGAAAAUUUUAUCUUUUUAAAAUUAUAGUCUACAUUUAGAAAGCAAAUUGCUGUAUCAAUAUCAAAUAUUCUUUGUGUUUUUCAGAAUGAUUAGUAUUUAGAAAAAUUGAUCAAAUAUCUCAUGGAAAAGGCUAAGAAGAAAAGGGCAAAAAACAAUAAAUCUAAAGGAAAAUUAUUAGGACAGUUAAGUAUAGAUAAAGAAGAAGAUAUCAGAUAAUAACUAAUAUUAAUUAUUGAAAAAUUAUAUUAAUUAUAUAUAAGUAAAGAUGAUUGA